Messenger RNA from Sclerotinia borealis F-4128, 4497 nucleotides. Lineage: Eukaryota; Fungi; Ascomycota; Leotiomycetes; Helotiales; Sclerotiniaceae. The record is from the annotation of a GenBank genome assembly.
AUGAUAACUAUCACCACAAUCAUCAUCAUCACCACCACCAACACCAACACCAUCAUCAACUACAUCAAGAAGUCAACAGACCGAACAUUAGCAAACUCAACAAACUCAGCAGAAUUAGCCUUGGAGCAGUCACAGUCUCAGUCACAUGGCUACAAAUCUGGCUUGGAUCGAACAAAGGGACAGGGGUUAAUUUCGACACAUGGUUUAGAAGAAGUACCGGUAAUAGAAACUCCACUAUUCAUGUCAAUAACAAAUAAUUCUCGACAUUCAAUUAAUGUUCCAUUGUCAUCGUCGCAAGAUUCCAAUCUCUGGUCUACCUCUUCCUUUCAAGAUCUGGCAGAAUCAGAGAUCCAGAGACCAUCAGUUCCAUCCACCACUCCAUAUACUACAACACCUCAGUUAUCACCACAAACCUCGAAACAUUCUAGAGAGGAGGACGAUAAUGUGUCUGAGAGGGCCUUUGAUAUUUCAAUCUUAGAACCACCGUCAAAAAGACACAGGGUAAGAUUAAAACCUUGUCGGAUACUCAAACCAGAUGAUGAAGCAACAAUCAACUUUCCUACAACUUUACAAUCUCCUCGCUCUCCAUUAUUCACAACCCACAAGCUCAAAAGACCACAUUCCUCUCCAAGGUCACCAAAUAUGGAGGACACAACAGCUAUGUCAAAACCAGAACUGGGAGACAGUGGCAUGACAACACUCAAGUUGGCUCAUGGCAAUAUAUUGGGUAAUAAUUCGAAUCCUCCUGGUUUGUCCUUUGGGCCUACACCGAACUCAGAACAACAUAGACGCCCUGUGAGCCCUGAACUUACGACGAGUCCUCAAGAAGGCUCGUUGGUUUAUAAAGUGGGCAUACUUGAACUUUUAGAGCAGGACGAUAGGCCAACUUUCAUCAUAGAUGUCGCCGAUCAAGAGAACUACAUACCCGGUGGUCGUUUACGAGUAGAAUAUGCGAAUGCAUCACUACGCGCCAUCAAUCCAUUAUUGGGAAAGGUAGCAGGCUAUGCGAAUUUAUCUUCUCCUACCAUUGUCACACAGGCAUUUCCGGAAUUUAAAGCAUGGGUGCUUAGUUUUGUGAGCAAACAGCACGAAUCUUUAGAUAUCUGCUUACCGUCAUUUUUGUAUGAAGAUUUCACAUGGAGCUGUUCGACCUUGCGAAAAAGACUUCGGGUGAUAAAUGGCAUUAGAACUCAACUUCCAACAACUAAUUCCACCUCAUCAAACACCGCUAAUGAUAGCCCUGUCCAGAAUCGAGGAUUUGGUCAAGACGUGUCAAGCUCAACAGAGCUAUUUUCUGAGCAAUCUGAUUAUUUUGGAAAUUUUCCUCCGCUUGUAUCAGAUUCGAGUUCAACAGACACUCUCAUGGUAAGGAACCAAGUGCCACACAUUGAUGGCUCUUCCUUCGAUUGGACAAGGCUUCCGCUGUCUGCAGCGCUACCUCGACAUGUUCAAUUCACCCGCAAUAUCAAUUGGUCGGCAACUCCACUUGGCCCAAUGAAAACCUGGACUUUUGACUUGAGAGCUAUGUGCAAUCUCAUCAUGGGAAGCCCUCACCCAGCAGCCAUGUACUGGGGAGUCGAUUAUACAGCUAUUUAUAACGAAGCAUACAUCUUGCUAGCGGGCCAAAAGCACCCUAGUUUGAUGGGUCAAAGUUACAAAACAGCUUGGGCUGAGAUAUGGGGCGAUAUCGAAGGAGUCUUUGCGAAAGCUCGAUCCUCUGGCCAAGCGACCAUGAAAGACGACGAUAGACUUUUCAUCAAACGAAACGGUUACCUGGAAGAAUGUUAUUUUGCCUGGAGCAUAAUUCCACUGGUCGGGGAAGAUGGUUCUGUUGUGGGAUUGUACAACCCGGCAUGGGAAAAGACGAGGAGAGUAAUAUCGGAACGUCGGAUGCUUACUCUGCGAGAAGUAGGAGAGAAAACUGCCACCGCUAGAAACAUCCAAGGAUUCUGGGCACAAGUCAUCAGAGCAUUAGAGUACAAUUCCUUUGACAUACCCUUUGCUUUUCUCUACUCGGUCAACGAGGAUGUUGAUAGCGACAUGAGCUCGCAGCGAUCAUUGAACUCUGGAAGCUUGUCACAGACUUCCUGUUGUGUGUUAGAAGGAACGAUUGGUGUACCUAUCGGUCAUCGAUCGGCUGCCACACCAUUGGAUCUGUAUUUCAGUGAAGAAGGAUUUGCCCCAUAUCUGAGAGAAUCUAUGAAGCUUGAUCGACCUGUACUUCUUACCACCGAGGAAGGAACUCUACCAACGGAACUUAUUGAAGGUCUGAAGUGUGUAGGAUUUGGCGAUCCUUGUCGAGCUGCUGUUGUCAUGCCACUCCAUGCCACUAGUAGAGAAUCUAUACUAGGUUUCUUGGUCAUGGGCGUCAAUCCAAGAAGACCCUACGACGAUGAUUAUAGUCUGUUCGUUGAGCUCAUGUCUCGCCAAUUGACUACGUCGAUGGCGUCGGUCGUUCUAUACGAGGAAGAAAUCCGCAAAGGUCAGAAAGCGGCGCGCAUCGCUGCUCAAGAUCGUCAGGAAUUAUCGGAACUUGUCAACCUCCGUACUCAAGAAGCGGUAGAAAGCGAGAGUCGAUUUACUCGCAUGGCUGAAAUGGCCCCUGUUGGAAUGUUUAUUGCAAACUCUCACGGGGAGAUUACGUUUUCAAAUGAUGCUUGGUGGGAAAUAUCGCGACAUCCUCGAUCAGAUACCAGCGCAAAGUCAUGGAUGGAUAGCAUAAAAGACGAGGAUCGCCAAGGAGUUCAGGCUACAUGGAACAGAUUAGUUACGCAGAAAGUCAACGUGACAAAAGAGUUUCGUUUCAAAACCCCAUGGCAAAGCAAGCAUGCUUUGACCGACACGUGGGCACUCAUGAAUUGUACUUCACUCAGAGAUGGAGAUAAUAACCUGAUGAGCAUAUUUGGUAGUAUCACGGACAUAUCGCAUCAAAAGUGGGCCGAAGAAUUUCAGAAAAGGAAGACGGAAGAAGCAAUCGAACUUAAACGGCAACAGGAGAACUUCAUCGAUAUGACCAGUCAUGAGAUGCGCAAUCCGUUAAGUGCAAUCUUACAGUGCUCGGAUGAAAUCACCAGUGCUCUGACUUCUCCUUCUCUCAAAGGACUGAGAUCAAGCAUGCAAAAUGCGGAAACGUGUCAGGAGAUAUCAGAAAUUCUUGAAAGCAGCAUCGAUGCCGCUCAGACGAUCGCACUUUGUGCUCAACAUCAAAAACGCAUCGUCGAUGAUAUUCUGACCCUGUCCAAGUUGGACUCGGCGCUUUUAGUCGUGGCACCUGUCUCUACCCAACCGGUAUCUGUAGCCAGGCGCGCCAUCAAGAUGUUCGAAGGAGAUAUGGAAAAACACGACAUCUCCAUAGAAUUCCAAAUACAGGAAUCGUAUUCUGACCUUGACAUCAAUUGGGUGAAACUUGAUCCUUCACGACUUCUACAGGUUCUGAUCAAUUUGCUAACGAACGCUAUCAAAUUCACCACGGGACAACCUCAGCGUUCAAUUAUUGUGAGUAUUGGGGCGACAAAAGAAAUUCCGGCAGGUAAAGACAGCGCUGUUCAAUAUAUCCCUUCUCGCUCGGGUGCUGCGGAUUUGGCAACAGACGAAGCAGAAUGGGGCACAGGCGAAAAUCUCUACUUGAAAUUUGCAGUUCAAGAUACAGGUAGGGGUCUUGACGAAAAGGAAGUGUCGAUUCUGUUCCAACGGUUUUCGCAAGCGUCUCCACGUACUCAUGUUCAAUAUGGCGGGUCAGGUCUAGGAUUAUUCAUCUCAAGAGAAUUAACCGAACUUCAAGGGGGGCAAAUUGGAGUGUCCUCGGAAAAGGGUGUGGGCAGUUGUUUUGCAUUCUACGUGAAGGCUCGCCGAGCCGAACGCACUCCCAACACAUCUCCUCUAUCUACUCCAAUACACAGUGCCAUAAAUCGAAGGCCUUCUCCCCGUACGGCAACCCCUGCAAAGGUGGAAAGUACCAACGGCUCUUCCAAAAUCCCGGUACACACCCAAUCUACGAGCGAGACUUCAACGAGUUCACCUGAGAUAUCACCAAGCCCAAAGGUUGACUACAAAAAUAUUACAAUCCUUAUUGUUGAGGAUAACCUUGUGAAUCAGCGCGUUUUGCAAAAACAGUUACAUAGAGCCGGAUUUGUGACGGAAGUCAGCAAUCACGGUUUGGAGGCUUUGCAUAAAUUGGAAGCAUCGUCUUUCUGGAAGCAUGAAGAGAGCAGCGGCGACAAAACCAAUAUCUCUUGUGUUUUGAUGGAUCUUGAAAUGCCAAUAAUGGACGGUCUCACUUGUACCAAAAAGAUUCGGGCACUAGAAGCCGAUGGAACAAUAGUUCGCCAUGUUCCCAUAAUUGCAGUCACGGCAAAUGCAAGAUUGGAGCAGAUUGAGACGGCUAUAGCCACUGGAAUGGAUGAUGUUGUCUCCAAGCCAUUUCGCAUUCCGGAUUUAAUACCCAAGGUUGAGGCAUUGGUUGCUAAGAGUCGAGCUGCUUCAAAUUCCGAAACCUAG